This is a messenger RNA of Aphanomyces astaci, 967 nucleotides long. RefSeq lists its product as hypothetical. Bases 19 to 846 code for a protein of 275 amino acids. The record is from RefSeq and is a predicted model, not a curated record. NCBI's taxonomy places the organism in Eukaryota, Oomycota, Saprolegniomycetes, Saprolegniales, Verrucalvaceae. Gene Ontology annotation, molecular function: calcium ion binding. The transcript has 10 exons.
UUCAGAUCCAAAUAGAAUAUGAUGAGCACGACGUCGGGUGUGCCCGUAGUGGCGUCGGACCGCGUAAGUUUGGAAGAAGCAAUCAAAGGCCUGCAAGUGGCCAUUGAAAAGUACCAGGUCCUGUACAAGCUGUCCAAGCUGUACCUCCAUUUCAAGGACGUGAAUCCAGUGGAAGUGCGCUUGCAUGAAGCUGCAUGUUUUGUGUCGAUGGCAUCGAUCAAGCGGCUCCUCGCUGAAGCCACGACACCUCCCCAGUCCGGCAAACAGGUGGCCUACAUCGCAGAGGCCGACCACCACUUGAACAGCGCCAAGGCCAUCUACAGCGACUUGACGCUCCACGAACCAAGUCAACUCGAAUGCAAACGCGGCCUGGCCAACAUCUUGCAAGAAGGUGGCAGUUUGCGCUAUGUCCAAGAGAAACUCGGUGAAACCCAAUCCAUGUGGGCGGAAGCGUGUGCUGUGUACGAGGACAUUGGUGACGCCCCCGCCGUGGCCGCCUUGCGCAAGAAAAUGGAUGCGCUGCGCCUGGCGCAUGAAGUUGAAGCAUAUACCCAAACGCUACUGGAGCGAAAGGGAGAGAAUCGCGAACGCGACGCCAUCUUGAAGGCGUUUAUGAAGUUUGACAAGGACAACUCGGUAUUUUUCACAGGAGAAAUGGACGCAUGCGAGUUUGCGGCCUUGUCGAUGGAAUUGGGCACGUUUCCAGCGCUCUCGGUCGAUGAAAUCCAGGAAGCGUUUGUGCAGCUGGAUUCAUCAGCGGACAACAAGAUCUCGUUUGCCGAGUUUUGGCAAUGGUGGAGCACCGACGAGAUUCAAGCGUUUGCCGCCAAGCAAAAGGCUCGUUAGCAAAUACUAGUAUUACAGUGCAAAAGUGGUCGCUGGGAUAUACCCCUAGUACGCUACUACCCAUUCUCGAAACCAAAAGUAAAUACUGUAGUAGUUUCUACCUUCUUCUACUCAUAUACGU